This is a messenger RNA of Elephantulus edwardii (Cape elephant shrew), 585 nucleotides long. It is a transcript of the gene MRPS11, whose product is annotated as mitochondrial ribosomal protein S11. Gene Ontology annotation, biological process: ribosomal small subunit assembly; translation; maturation of SSU-rRNA from tricistronic rRNA transcript (SSU-rRNA, 5.8S rRNA, LSU-rRNA). Lineage: Eukaryota; Metazoa; Chordata; Mammalia; Macroscelidea; Macroscelididae. The coding region runs from base 1 to 585 and encodes 194 amino acids. Gene Ontology annotation, molecular function: structural constituent of ribosome; mRNA 5'-UTR binding; small ribosomal subunit rRNA binding. The record is from RefSeq and is a predicted model, not a curated record. Gene Ontology annotation, cellular component: ribosome; mitochondrial small ribosomal subunit. The transcript has 6 exons.
AUGCAGGUUGUUCGGGCAGCAAGUUUUCGCUUCUUGAGGUCAUGGGCUUGGCCGCGGUCAACUGGGGUAGUGGCCGAAGCGCCGACCCGCAGUGUCCACACAGGUGCCCAACAGCUGCAGGAAGCGGCGGCCGAGACGGAAACUGAGGAGACGCCCGCAACUCCACGCCGCAGCAGCUUCAGCAUUUACCCUCCAGUUCCAGGACAGGAGAGCUCUUUGAGGUGGGCAGGAAAAAAAUUUGAGGAGAUCCCAAUUGCGCACAUUAAGGCAUCUUACAACAACACCCAGAUCCAGGUCGUCUCUGCCACAAACCAGCCACUAGCCCGUGCUUCCUGCGGCACAGAGGGGUUCCGGAAUGCCAAGAAGGGCACGGGCAUCGCAGCACAGACCACGGGCAUCGUCGCAGCCUCGAAAGCGACCGGGAAGGGAGUGACCCACGUCCGAGUGGUGGUGAAGGGCCUGGGGCCAGGGCGAGCGGCUGCCAUCAAGGGGCUGACCAUGGGGGGCCUCGAGGUGAUCUCCAUCACAGACAACACCCCCAUCCCACACAACGGCUGCCGCCCCCGGAAGGCCCGACGGCUGUGA